AUAGACAGGUAAUGUUGAUAAAAAUUACAUUACUUUUUCAACCGGAAGGAAUAUGUUCUAAGGUAUACACGGAACUCCUUCCUGUUUUUCAAAAAUUGACCGGUGUAUCGGAUGUAAAUCUGUGAUCUCUCUAUGUUAAACUAAUGCGGGUUAUUAUCAGUAUAUCGAUCAACCUAAAUUGCCUUCAGUCAUUAUAAAGACAGUAACGCUACCCAACACACAUGGAAUGAAAUCGGCCAUAUUUUUCUAUUAUUGAAGAACAGUUAUAUUUAUUAAUGCUUGAUAGGAUGUAAUUUUAUGGAUUUAAAUGAAUUCAUAUUUGUAUCUUGGAAUCUGACAUUCAUUAAUAUAAUUAUGUGGGUAUUUAAAAUGUUCUGAUGUUUACCUAAAAUGUCAACGUAGUUUAUCUGGGUAUUGGAUAUUGUGUUUAUAAGGAAAAUCAAUAUAUAACAAUUAUGUAGUUGCAUUCAAAAACAAAACAACUUUAAUUCAUGGAUAUGAUUGUGGUCCGUGUAGUGAUUACUUUACUUUUUACAGUAUGUCAUACAUGGGCACAACCUCGUCUAAACACUGUUUCGACCACCAUUACACAAACAUCCGGGUAUUCAGCUGUUCUCAAUUGCCAGGUCUACGAAUUGGGCGAUGCAAAGGUUAUAUGGCUUGGUCCAUCGGGAAUGCCGUUAACGUUAGGCCGAAGGCGAAUUACGACGGAUAAGAGGAUUUCUUUGGAACAACCAUAUAGUGUUGAUUGGAAUUUACAUAUACGCCAUGUCAAGCCGAGCGAUGCUGGCGAGUACAUAUGCAAAGUAGAUACAUCGCCUCCGCAAACAAAAAGAGUCAACCUGAAAAUUAAGGUUGCACCUACAAUUAACCAUGCACUUUCAACAAAGAAUCCCCUUUCGGUAGCAGAAGGAGAAAAUGUUACACUUUUCUGCAAAGUAUCAGCAUUACCUGCCGCAAGUGUCAUGUGGUUUUAUUAUCACCCUCAAAGACCGAAUAAUAAAGAGCAGCCUAAUUUUCCUGCCUCUGUUACUGGAGAAACAGUAACAAUCCACGAAAUAUCUAAAGAACAAGCUGGUAUUUAUGAAUGUCUUGCAUUCAAUGGUGUUCCUCCAACAGCAGUCAAAAACAUUACAGUUAAUGUUGAAUUUAAGCCGAUAGUAUCUUCAACCAAUAAAAAAAUUCAACAAUUAAGAGGUAAAGAUAUUUAUCUGGAUUGUAAUAUCAAGGCAUAUCCGCCUGAAAUAGCAAUAUGGAAAAAGGGAAAUAUGGAGAUAAAAGAAGGAGAAAGAGAUUGGAAAUACAAUCCAACGUUAUUCAAAAACAGUGACUCAGAAUUCAUUUUAAGUUUACAAAUAUAUUCGUUAGAAGCAGAUGAUUUCGGAAAUUAUACAUGUGUAGCCAGCAAUCAACACGGAACAACUUCUGGACAAGUUUUAGUUGAAGAAUUGGUAAUUAAGCCGUCAACAACCACUUCAACUACCACUACAACGAGUACUACAAUUGUCACCACCCAAACAUCAACAUCAACGAUACCAAUGACAUCAUCAGUUUCAAAUAAGACAUUAUCGUCUAUUCGGACAACACCAAACCAAAUUAAAACCACUACAACACAGAAAGGUGUGAUUAUCGAUGAUGGCGAUUCUUCGAAGGGCGAUAAAGAUCCCGGAUAUAAUGUGCUUACAACACCGGCUGUUUAUCCAAUUUCUCCUGCAGAACAAGAUCCAGGAAACAGAGGAAAUUGUUUAACUUGGAAAUUGUCGGGACUUGCAGCUCUAGUGUUAUCCCUAAUCAUAAUGUGACUUGAUCUAUGAUGAAUUUGUCUCUUUUGCACAAGUGCUACAAACUUUUCUAGUCAGUUGAUAAGAUAUCGUACAUUUACGGAACAUUGCAUGCCUAAGUCUUAAGUUCUGUGUAAGUUAAAAAAAAAUAUGUAUCGAGUCAUAGCGUCAGUAUUAUUGAGAACACAUGUUUUUUUUUUUUAAUUUAUUAUGUUUUGUCAUUCUAACGUCCGAUGUACAUGUAAAUAAUGAAAAAAGAUAUGAAAAUUAUCAGUUUUACUGAAGUGUAAAUGGGUUUUAUUUCUAUCGAAAUCCAAGUAAAAGAGUGCAUUUCUAUUUAUUUUCAAGCGUAGGCUUUAUUAGUCAUAUUUGUUAAAAGGAGUUUUGUCAUAUUUUUUAAAUAGCAUUUUGUCAUAACUAUGAUGUUUAUAUUAACCUGGAAUAAAAGUUGUUUUUACAUUAAGUGUAAGAUAGUAGUCGACGAAUUUUGUAGGAUUUUCUUAAGAAAUAGAAGUGAAAGUGACAUGUCUUAGUCGAUAUAUGAUAACUUAAUUAUAUAAAAAUGACUAAACUACAUGUAGGUGGUAAAAUGACCCUUGAAGCAGUACAUAUUACAUGAUAACGCUUCCUAUUUUAGAUUUGGAAACCGGACUUAAUGUCAGAUAUGAAAUUAUUUACAUAAAAGGUAAAUAGAUCAAACCAUAAAUAAAAGUAUGUAACAUUUGGUAGAUAUACUCGAAUUUAUGUACUUAAAACAGGGAUGACAUAAACAAUACUCAUUUAUUUCAUUUUAAUUUGUACAAAGUAUGAAUAAAUUUGUUUAUAUUGUUUAAGAUACGUUUUCAGUAACUUGUUCUAUAAUCAUUAUCACAAAUAAAUAUCUUUUAUGUCAAACAAGAACUGUCUCGAAUUUAAGGUUUAUGGGUAAACUUUUUAAGUCACAUGACUUCUUGUUUAUAACUAAUUUAUUUAUUCAAUUGCAAAAGCAAUAAAAACAUAGUAAAGACAAUUUGAUUAAGGUAUACAAUUUCUCUGUUUUCUAUGAGAUGUGUAUGAUGCUGUGUCCACAUGUACAUUUAAUUUGAAUUUGAUUCAUUAUAACUAAUUCAAAUAAGUUUAACAAUCGAAACGUUUCACGUCCGAACGUAAAUUCUUAUUGCAAUUGCAAUGCGUAUUCUAAUUGCAAUGUGCGUCGAAUUUGCUAAAUAGUGUCCGAACGACGUUAAGUUUUGUUUCGCAUUCUCAAUUAAUAAAUUAGAAUUUAAUUCGAAUUACUGAUAAAGAAAGUGUCCACAUUAAUAUAGUUUAAUUCUACUUAACUAAUUCGUAUUAACGAAAACGCAUUUCUAAUGCAAAUUGGAUAAUGCGAAUAAGCCAAUUCGAAUUUGAUUCGAAUCAAAUAAAAGAAUACUGUGCGAACACGAUUAGCGAAUUCGAUUCGCAUUCGAUUCGAAUUCAAUUUGAAUUAAAAGUACGUGUGAACGAGGCAGAUUUUAUUAUUUUGAAUUGUUGCUUAUGUAUUGAUUAAGAAUUGUAUUUCAGUGUCUUGAGUUAGUAAAACUUACAAAACGCGUGAACGAGCAAAUAAUCGAUGUGCUAUUAUAAAUGUUUUCUUUUGUGCCAAAGAAUGAUAAUAAUCAAACAAUGUAUGUUUAUAUGUAAAGAUGUGAAUGUGUAUCAUGUAAAUAUAUGGUUUACUGCAUUUUAAAUGUUACAUGAAUAAACUGUCGCCAAGUA
Molecule: messenger RNA, 3518 nt
Organism: Mytilus trossulus (common blue mussel)
Lineage: Eukaryota; Metazoa; Mollusca; Bivalvia; Mytilida; Mytilidae
Product: lachesin-like
Exons: 8
Coding region: 492-1802 (436 amino acids)
Cellular component (GO): neuron projection
Source: RefSeq, a predicted model, not a curated record